Messenger RNA from Medioppia subpectinata, 579 nucleotides. Lineage: Eukaryota; Metazoa; Arthropoda; Arachnida; Sarcoptiformes; Oppiidae. The record is from the annotation of a GenBank genome assembly.
GAAGCGAAAGAACCGGAGGUUAAGGAAGUGUUGAGCGAAGAGGCGGUCAAACAAAAAGAAGACACAAUUUGGCAACAAUUUUGUGCAGAUUUACCCAAAUCUGAGGACAAAAACAAUUUAAGUAAUAUUUUAAGCAAUGAGUCGACGACCGAAAGCGCCGGCGUUUCCGGCAAACAGACGAUAACCAAAGUGUAUGACUUCGCCGGACAGGAGGUGAAAGUGACCGAAGAAGUGGAGACCAACUCUAUAACGACUGUCAACACAAGCGAUGAAAGUGUUGUCAAUAGUAUUGUCGGAAACGAAGUUCCCGUCAAACCAGUGAAAAGAGCGGGAGGUUUGGGCGGACUUCUCAACCAAUUAAAGAAACCAAAGAUCAAUACUUUGACGAAGAGUUUUAUGGAUUGGAAUAACUAUAAGAAGGAGGAGGGCAUUGAAGAAGAGCUUAAACAACAUAAUAAAAGUAAAGAUACUUAUGUUGAGAGACAGGCUUUCCUUCAGAGAUCAGACUUAAGACAAUUUGAAAACGAAAAACAAAUUCGAGAAAAGAAUAGAUCCCAAAGAAAUCUCUCUAAAGACUAA